Messenger RNA from Enterobius vermicularis (human pinworm), 1260 nucleotides. The record is from the annotation of a GenBank genome assembly. NCBI's taxonomy places the organism in Eukaryota, Metazoa, Nematoda, Chromadorea, Rhabditida, Oxyuridae.
AUGGAAUCACUGAAUACGGGAUCGUUAACUGUACAGCCCUUUGAUGACGAUGAUCAUUUUACAGACUUGGCUAAAUUUUCUAUGUUUCAGGUGCAUCUUUUACAAGCGAGUUAUAUAAUCACUAUUGUAAGAUAUCUUGAUGUUCAGAUGGUGGCAGUUGGAACAAUUUUGGUAAUCAUAAUAUUGGCAUGUAUCAUUGGUAACGUAUUUGUUAUAUUGGCAAUCAUUGUUGAAAGGGACUUAAGAUGCAGACCGCAGUAUUAUCUAAUUUUUUCACUUGCGGUUGCUGAUCUGCUUGUUGGGCUAAUAGUAACACCGCUAUACGCUUGGGCAACUUUGGCAAAAGCCUGGGAAUUGGGCGCUGCCUUGUGUGAUAUUUGGAUUACAACAGAUCUUCUGUUAUGCACUAGUUCGAUUUUACAUCUUGUUGCAAUUGCAUUAGAUAGAUAUUGGAGUGUUACCGAUGUAACGUAUGUACAGAACCGUACACCGAAACGAAUAUUUGCGAUGCUUGCUGUUGUAUGGGUAGUAUCAUUGCUUAUAUCUGUUGCACCAAUAUUUGGUUGGAAGGAUAGCAAUUUUCUUGACCGAGUCGAAAAACAACAUGUUUGUUUAGUCAGCCAACAAAUUAGUUUUCAGGUUUUCAGUACUGCAACAGCAUUUUACAUUCCUUUAUUUGUGAUAAUAUUUAUCUACUACAAGAUAAUGAGAGCAGCGAAGUUACGUUUCAAACGUGAAAGAGACCGGAAAACAAUAAAAAGGAUGGAUAGCGAUCAACUUAUUGUAGGCCGAGAGAAUGAGCAUAAAAAAUGCAAUGGAUAUUCGCCAGAUAAUACAACAAGCGAAGAGGAAAGAACACCGAUGGCAUUGCAAUGUGAUGAUGUUGAAAAAAGUCGGCAUAGUUCAGCUAUUCUGACACGAUUUCCAAGAAUAAAGAGAAAAUCAAAAGAAACUACAGAAAUGAAACGUCAGCGGAAAGCUUGGCGCACAUUAGCAAUCAUUACAGGAACGUUUGUAGCCUCAUGGACACCGUUUUUUUUAGUUGCGGUUUAUCGUCCAAUAUGUGGCUGUGAAGUUCCUGAAUUAAUUGAAAGGUUCACUAACUGGUUAGGUUACCUGAAUUCGGCGAUCAAUCCAGUAAUAUAUACUAUAUUUUCUCUUGAUUUUCGUAAUGCAUUCCAUAAGCUGUUAAAGCGUAUGUUCUUUAUUGAUGAUAGACGUCAGACACUACACGAUUUUACUAUUUCGAGAAGGUCCUAA